GAUUGGUUUUGUUUUGCCUCCCAAUUUCUUCUUCUCUAUCCCCUCCAAAUUUCUAUUGCCUUUUCCAGUUGCGGAGCUAAGGAGUAAAAUUGAUGAGGUCUCAGCAUUUGAGAAACUAUUUGUAGAAAAAAUAAAUAACCUGGAAAGAGAAUUGAGGAACAAGGAACUCGAGCUAAGGAAAAGAGACCAAACUAUUGUAAGUCUGGAGUGGCAACUUGAGGCAGCAAAUACUAAAAGGGAUUUUGAACCAAAGAUCGAGCAGAUAUCCAUACAAGCAAACCUUCAUUUUGAUUCUUUCAACUUUGAAUAAUGAACUUUUUUAUAAUCAAUAACAAACUUUUUAAUGCCGCUUCAAAUGAUGUCUUUUGUCUUAACUAAUCACACCUCCAGCAAGAUCUGUCAGUGAAGGAACUAAUUAUACAGACCCUAAUGUCAGAGAACACGGAAUUACAUUUUGAAGUGGCCACUUUUGGCGUGGUCAUGAAGAAGAUCCAAGAUGCUGUCACAAAUAUGAAUGAAGAGGACAGAAAGAUUUUCACUACUGUAUUUGAGCAUCAGGAGAGUGCAACUACUAGAAAGGAUGAAGAAGAUGAACAUGUAACUAUUAGAAGGGUGGAAGAAGCUUCAAGUAAUAUUCGAGGCUCGAUGAUAGAAUAUGAAGCGCAAAACAAAAAGGAAAAUUUUCAAGACAAGUCAUUGGUUAUUGAUGAGGAAACUACAAUUUCACCAGAACCUGAUGUAGGUUUAAGAAACAACUCCUCGGAGAAGGAUGGAGUUCCGGGUGAAUUAAAGUCUGGUUCUCUCCCCUCUGAUUCAGGCAUUCAGCUCGAAUAGGAUUGAAAAACUAUGUGCAACAAGGCACACAAGAGCUUGAUGGAAAUGGCAUUCAGCUCACCAAGAAGAACCAGAGUUGGGCUUCUACUAAACAAUUUACCAGAUAAGAAGGUUAACUUUAGUAUUACUUCCAUGAAACUUUAUUCUAUUCCAUUAUAUAAUGAACAUGUCUCUGUAGGAUUAUGGAACUUACACAACUCUCUAAUUAUGAAAUAUCAUUGAAAUGAAACAAGUGGGCUCACAUUACCAUCAUUGGUUCAUCGGUCCGCUGUCCAACCGCGGUAUCAGCAGUUUUCACGUACUCUUGAUCUUUAAUG
Cuscuta campestris is the source of this 1151-nucleotide messenger RNA. NCBI's taxonomy places the organism in Eukaryota, Viridiplantae, Streptophyta, Magnoliopsida, Solanales, Convolvulaceae. The record is from the annotation of a GenBank genome assembly.